AUGGCUGAAGAAAAUACGUUUUUCAACUUCUCCAAGGAGGAGGAAAAGGUUAUCGAACAGUGGGACAAGGUCGACGCGUUCAAAAGAACGCUUGACUUGACCAAAGACCUCCCGCCUUUCGCCUUUUUCGAUGGUCCUCCAUUUGCAACCGGUACUCCUCAUUACGGUCAUAUCUUGGCCUCUACCGUUAAGGAUAUCAUUCCUCGUUAUGCUACCAUGAACGGUCACCACGUCGAGAGACGUUUCGGUUGGGACACCCACGGAUUGCCAGUUGAGCACGAGAUUGACAAAAAAUUGGGUAUCACCGGUAAAGACGAUGUCAUGAACAUGGGUAUCGAUAAGUACAAUGCUGAAUGUCGUUCCAUUGUCAUGAGAUACGCUGAUGAGUGGAGACAGACCAUCCGUCGUUUGGGUCGUUGGAUCGAUAUGGACAACGAUUACAAGACUUUGUACCCAGAGUUCAUGGAAUCUGUCUGGUGGGCCUUCAAGGAAUUGUUCCAGAAAGAUGCUGUCUACAGAGGCUUGAGAGUCAUGCCAUAUUCUACUGGAUGUACUACUCCUUUGUCUAACUUCGAAGCUCAGCAGAACUAUAAGGACGUUAACGACCCAGCUCUUACCAUUGGUUUCCCUUUGGUCGAUGAUGAGAACACUUGGUUGGUUGCAUGGACCACUACCCCAUGGACUUUGCCUUCUAACAUCGCUCUUGCUGUUCAUCCUGACUUCGAUUACGUUAAGAUUUUCGAUGAGGAGAAACAGAGAACCUACAUUUUGUUGGAGCAGUUGAUCAAGACCUUGUACAAGAAGCCAGCUGCUGCCAAGUACAAGGUUGUCGGAAAGGUUAAGGGUAAGGACUUGGCAGGUCUCAAGUAUAAGCCAAUCUUUGAUUACUUCUACGACUCUUUCAAGGAUCACGGCUUCAGAGUCAUCUUAGCUGACUAUGUUACUGACGACUCUGGUACUGGUAUUGUUCACCAGUCUCCAGCUUUUGGUGAAGCCGAUUUUGCUGCUGCUACUGAAGCUGGUAUCAUCAACGAAAAGCGUACUCCACCAAACCCUGUGGAUGACAACGGUAAGUUCACUGACGCCGUGAGCGACUUCGCUGGUAUUUACGUCAAGGAUGCCGACAAGUUGAUCAUCAAGAAGUUGACUGAGAACGGUAGAAUCUUGCUUGCCACUCAAAUCAAUCACUCGUACCCAUUCUGUUGGAGAUCUGAUACUCCUUUGUUGUACAGAACUGUCCCAGCUUGGUUCGUUCGUGUCACUGAUGUCAUUCCACAAAUGUUGCUGAAUGUGGAGAAGACUAACUGGGUUCCUUCCAAUAUUAAGGAAAAGAGAUUCUCUAACUGGAUCUCUAACGCUAGAGACUGGAACAUUUCCAGAAAUAGAUAUUGGGGUACUCCAAUCCCAUUGUGGGUGAGUGAUGACUUCGAGGAAGUCGUCUGCGUGGGCUCCAUUGAGGAAUUGAAGAAAUUGUCCGGCCGUGAUGACAUUACUGACAUCCACAGAGAAAGCAUUGACAACAUUACUAUUCCUUCCAGUAAAGGUAAGGGUAACUUGAAGAGAAUUGAAGAAGUCUUCGAUUGUUGGUUCGAGUCUGGUUCUAUGCCUUAUGCUUCUAAGCACUACCCAUUCGAGAAGAAGGAGUCUUUCCACGAUGCAUUCCCAGCUAACUUCAUCUCAGAGGGUUUGGACCAAACUAGAGGUUGGUUCUACACCCUUACUGUUUUGGGUACUCACUUGUUUAACACUGCACCAUACCAAAACGUCAUUGUCUCUGGUAUCGUUCUUGCCAGUGACGGUAAGAAGAUGUCUAAGCGUUUGAAGAACUACCCUGAUCCAAGCAUUGUGUUGCAGAAGUAUGGUGCCGAUGCUUUGAGAUUGUACUUGAUCAACUCUCCUGUGUUGAGAGCUGAGACUUUGAAAUUCAAGGAAGAGGGUGUCAGAGAAGUCGUCUCCUCUGUCUUGUUGCCAUGGUACAACUCUUUCAAGUUCUUGAAGGACUCCGCUGAAGUUUACAAGAAGGAGAACGGUCACGAUUUUGUUUACGACUCUUCUUUGACCUCUUCUAACGUCAUGGACAAAUGGUUGUUGGCUUCUAUUCAGUCUUUGGUUAAGUUCAUUCACGAGGAAAUGAGAAGCUACAGAUUGUACACUGUUGUUCCUAAGUUGUUGGCAUUGAUCGACAACUUGACUAACUGGUACAUCAGAUUCAACCGUCGUCGUAUCAAGGGUUACAGUGGUGACGGCUUGGAGGACACUAGAAAGGCUCUCAACACUUUGGCUGAGGCUUUGUUCAUCUUGUCUAGACUCAUGGCUCCAUUCACUCCUUUCUUGGCUGAUGGUAUUUACCAGAGAUUGAAGCCUUUCUUCUCCACUCAGGACUUGGAGAACUUCUCCGUUAACCCUAAGAUCAAGGACACUGGAUCUGUUCAUUUCUUGGCCUACCCAGAAGUGAGGGAAGAAUUGUUCGACUCCGAAAUUGAGGUUGCCGUCUCGAGAAUGCAGAAGGUUAUCGACUUGGGAAGAAACAUUAGAGAGAAGAAGAUGAUCUCUUUGAAGACACCAUUGAAGGAGUUGGUCAUUUUGCAUUCUGACGCUUCCUACUUGAAGGAUAUUGAGUCUUUGAAGGGCUACAUUCUUGAGGAAUUGAACGUCAGAAAUAUCGUUAUCACUGACGAUGAGUCUGCCUACGGUGUGGAAUACAAGGCUGUCGCUGACUGGCCAGUUCUUGGUAAGAAGUUGAAGAAGGACGCUAAGAAGGUUAAGGCUGCUUUGCCUAACGUUUCCUCUGAGGACGUCAAGAAGUUCUCUGAGACCGGUAAGCUUACCGUUGAUGGUAUUGAUUUGGUUUCUGAGGACUUGCAGGUCCAGAGAGGUUUGCCAGAGAAAGAAUCAUCAUCUGGCCAUGAAUCCAGAUCUGACAGAGAUGUCUUGAUCAUCUUGGACACCAACGCUUAUGCUGAAUUGCAAAGUGAAGGUUUGGCUAGAGAGUUGAUCAACCGUAUCCAGAGAUUGCGUAAGAAGGCUGGCUUGAACGCUACCGAUGACGUGAACGUUGAGUACGAGUUGGUCAAGGACACCAUCAACUUCGAUGAUGUCAUCAAGGUUAACGGCGAAAUGUUGCAGAAAUGCUCCCACAGCCCAUUGGCUUCUUUCACGAAUGCAUCUGAGGAGUCGGUCAUCAUCAAUGAGGAGCAGAACAUUAACGAUACUGUCUUCAACUUGAGGUUGUUGAAGCUUUAA
Candidozyma haemuli is the source of this 3243-nucleotide messenger RNA. It is a transcript of the gene ILS1, whose product is annotated as isoleucine--tRNA ligase. Gene Ontology annotation, molecular function: ATP binding; aminoacyl-tRNA deacylase activity; tRNA binding. The record is from RefSeq and is a predicted model, not a curated record. The transcript has a single exon. The coding region runs from base 1 to 3243 and encodes 1080 amino acids. Gene Ontology annotation, biological process: isoleucyl-tRNA aminoacylation. NCBI's taxonomy places the organism in Eukaryota, Fungi, Ascomycota, Pichiomycetes, Serinales, Metschnikowiaceae.